UAUUUUUUAAGCAUGUAACUGCUAGAUGUUUAAAUCUAAAGGAAAAACCAUACUGAAUCAUGUGUUAUCUGCUGUCAGAUUCAAUUUCGGUACCCUGUAACAUAUCAAUGAAUUGCUAUAAUCAAACACACUUGAGGUGGUUAUUUACAUAGAGUUGGCCUAACUGCAAUAUUUGCAUGUGUUACUUAUUAGCAAACACAAUAUCGCUAUGAAUAACUGAAAAGUGAUGAAAAUUUCAGAAAGUAAUGUUGCAAAUAACAACAUUAUUAAGGUUCAAUUAACAGUAUAGUGAUGCUAUAAUGAAGAAAUGAUUUUAUAACCAAUGAUACGAUUUUAUAAUGAAUAAUGAACCAUUUAUAAAUAUUACACAACUGUUUUUGUAAUAACAAUACGCACUUUAGUGACUAGUAAUACAAAAAAUAGUUUAAAAGUUACAUUUUAUGUUGAGCUAUAGCUAGCUUAACAAUUUAUAUAAAACCGAGUAUGGCUAUUAGUGACAAUAGUUAUGUAGUCACUAUUUUUUUGUAAUAGCUAACAAAAAAAUUGUUAUAAGCAACUCAAAUCUUUUUUCGGUUCACUACUAUACACACGAAUAUAGUAGCGUAUGAAUAGAAUACAAGUGUAUGCAACUAUCAGGCGGAGAGUUCAAUUUACGAGGCAGCUAGCACGCACCACGCAUGCGCGGACGAAAGAAUCACGCAUGCGUCGUGCAAACGUCAAGUUUAUUUCAGUAAAGCUCAUGGGGCCGCACCAAACGCUGCUCGCUAACUGCAAAUAGCACAUUUACAAUCAAAAUAAAACGUAACAAAUAAAAAAAAACAAAAGACAAACAGCCCCAAUGCCACGCGUAAACAGCCGCGGUUACUCAAACGAAAACAAGUGACGAUAGUAAAAAAAACAAAAAACAAAAACAGUGUUCAAUAAUGCAGCAAUGCGGCAAAGAAUCGAUGCCAGCAGUAUUCCCUAAUGCCAAAUUCUUAAAAAUUUAGUGUCAAAUAAACAAACAAAAAAAUACGAGAAUGGAACCGUUAAUAGAUAGGAACAACUUCGCCAUUAGCGCGAUGGUGACUGUGGCGAUGCAGAUCCUCUUCUUCACCAUUGCAUCGCUGUUUCAAAACGACAAGGUGACUGAUUUCACUGGAGGUGCUAAUUUCAUUAUUAUUGCUCUUCUAACGUUCUUCCUAGGCCAAGGAGGUAGCCAUUUAAAAAGUUACGAUAGUAGACAACUCAUGGUCACAGCUUUCGUCUGUGUUUGGGGUCUAAGACUGUCUGGAUACCUAAUCUAUAGGAUCUACCACAUCGGCAGAGACAAACAGUUCGAGGACAGAAAGAGCAACACCCUGAGAUUCGCCGUUUUCUACACGUUUCAAGCGAUUUGGGUGUAUAUCGUAAGUCUUCCUGUAAUUAUCAUCAAUUCACCUCAUCACUCGUUUCCCAAGUCACCAAAGACCAUGACGACUUUGGAUUCUGCAGGAGCUGGAGUGUUCGUCAUCGGAUUGCUAAUAGAGACCUACGCAGACCUCCAAAAAUUCGCCUUCAGACAGGAACCAGCAAACCAAGGUAAAUGGUGCAACGACGGCCUAUGGGGAUUGUCCAGACAUCCCAACUACUUUGGCGAAGUCGUACUAUGGUGGGGCUUAUUCAUCAUAUCACUGAACGUGAUCGAAGGCAUCGAAUGGAUAGCGAUACUAUCGCCUUUGUUCACGACUGCUAUCAUUUUGUUCUUAUCUGGAAUACCAUUGCUGGAACGCUCGGCGGACGAAAAAUAUAGAGAUAACCCAGAUUAUCUUUAUUAUAAGGCGUCCACGUCACCGUUGAUACCGAUCCCUCCGGCUAUUUACGUGGAAGUGCCUAGGUUCUUAAAGUUCGUGUUAUGUUGCGAAUUCCCUAUAUAUGAUUCGACCGCGGAGGAUUUUCCAGUGCCUACUAUCGUCACUGAGACGACAAGCAUAUCGAUGGUGCAGUCCCAGACAUAGCUAACGGGCGCCGCGCGCGAUAACAGCGCGGCCAAGACAGACACGACGCAGAAAAACCCCCAACCCAGUAAACAGUUGUGAUACACAGCCGAAGAGAAACCUCAGAAGAUAUUGCCAAAUUCAUUGCCACUUAAGCAGAGUAAUACUGUAGAUAUGAACCUUUAUAAUACUUAUAUGGAAAAUAUUAGAAAGAGUAAGCGGGUCGCGUUGGACCUUUUGGAAGAUACUAAAGAUAUUUACGAUGGAAUUUCCGUUGAAAAUUCUAGUAAUACUAAGAAGAAUAUACAUAACAGUUUAGAUGUAGAAGCGGGGCCUAGCACUAGCAAAGAUAAUCCUAAGAGAGCGACAGAAUUCGUUAAGUAUGGCAAGAUAACCUUUAACACGACGGCUAUACUGCACCACUAUCCGCAAAUGUCUCAGAGAGACAGAGAGUCUAACACUACUGAGAAUCGCAAGCCAAAUGUGACAGUAGCAACCAAAAAAUCUGAUUUAAAUCUCCCUAUAGAAUCUAAGAGUGUAAAUAAUAAUGAGAUCAAAGAUGAUGUUAAAGGUACUGAGGCCAAAAAUGAUAAAAAAGAUAACUUUAACAAUAACGAGAGUCCAGCCAAAGUAAAUUCGAUUGUUAACGCCGACAAUUCAGUUGUAGUAUUGAAGAACCCUGUCAAAUUUACUGAAGAAAAACUAGUAUGAGGUUUGGAGAUAAAGUUUUUUUCAUUACACUUUCGGAUUAGUAGACUUUGGCACCGGACGAUGCGGCCAGGGGGUUUGAAAAGAAACAUAUCGAAAAUAGAAAUGUUGUAAAUAAAACAAAAAGACUGGAUGAUAAAAUAUGAAAAUGAUAUUACGAGAAGAUUUCAACGUGAAUCUUGCCGAGCUAAUUUAUUUAUUAAAUGAUAGAGAUAAAGCGAAAAAUAUUGUUGUAGUAAAAGUUUUUAAAAGCGCGUUAAUCCAAUAUAAUUAGUACCUUAUAUUAGUCUCAAAUCCGUCUCAAAUAGAAUAAAUUUGUGUCUUAAAAUUAGAUAAAUGUAAUGUAAUAUAGAAGGAAUUUCCUGCUGCUACUUAUCUAGGUAAGUCGAAUGAUUAAAUAUUAAUCUUUAUGUGAUUAGCUACUAGCUGUAACCCGCGGUAUUACUCGCGGUUUAUUAGGGAUAUUUACCCGCAGUAAAACGUAGCCUAUGUGUUAAUCCAGGGUGUCAGCUAACUCCAUACCAAAUUUUAUAAAAAUCGCUCCAGCCGUUUAGACGUGAAGAAGUAACAAUCAUGCACACUCACACAAUCACAAACUUUCGCCUUUAUAAUAUUAGUGUGAUUAUUCUUUUAUCGAGGAGGAGCUCGAUGGCGUAGGUGGUUAGCGCGUUCGGCUGCGAUCGUUGAAGUUAAGCAACUUUCGCAGUGGUCGGUCAUUGGAUGGGUGACCAAAAACAUCGAUCUCGAGUUCCUCCGUGCUUCGGAAGGCACGUUAAGCCGUUGUUCCCGGCUGCAUCUGCAGUCGUUAGCACCCGCCAAUCCGCACUGGGCCCGCGUGGUGGGUCAUGGCCCAAUCUCCCUAUUCCAUCCA
Messenger RNA from Chilo suppressalis (striped riceborer), 3534 nucleotides. Lineage: Eukaryota; Metazoa; Arthropoda; Insecta; Lepidoptera; Crambidae. The record is from the annotation of a GenBank genome assembly.